AUGUCCAAGUUCUUCAGUCUGGGGUUGCUUCUUGCCUCCAUCUGGACCACAAGGCACCUGGUCCAAGGCUCUCUCCGCUCAGAAGAACUUAUCGUCUCAGGACCAUGCAGAAUCAUGGGAGUCACCCUGGUGACCAAAAAGACACAGCCGCUUCUGAAUUUCACAGAAGCCCAGGAGGCCUGUAGGCUCAUGGGACUCACUUUAGCCAGCCAAGACCAGGUUGAAGAAGCACGGAAAUUUGGCUUUGAGACUUGCAGCUAUGGAUGGGUUAAAAAUCAGUUCGUGGUCAUCCCUCGAAUUAUCUCCAACCCCAAGUGUGGGAAGAGCGGGGUGGGCGUCGUGAUUUGGAGAAGUUCACUCAGCAGUAGGCACAGGGCCUACUGUCACAACUCAUCUGAUACUUGGAUUAACUCAUGCCUUCCAGAAAUUAUCACCACUGAUGAUCCCUUAUUCAACACUGAAACUGCAACAUACACAACGAAAAUGAUGGUCACAACAAAAAUGAUGGUCAGUGACAGUACACACUCUGCAUUGUCUACUGACGGUCCUGACUAUGUUACAACGACUGUGGCUCCCCCUCUGGCGUCCACUUCUCCUCCACGCAAAAGAAAAUUAAUUUGCAUAACAGAAGCUUUUAUGGACACUAGCACCAUAGCUACAGAAAGAGAAUCAGAUAUCCAAAAUAGACCAGCCUUCAAGAAUGAAGCUGUUGGGUUUGGAGGUGUUCCCACAGCCCUGCUGGUUCUCGCGCUCCUCUUCUUUGCUGCCGCAGCUGGCCUUGCAGUUUGCUACGUCAAAAGGUAUGUGAAGGCAUUCCCUUUUACAAAUAAGAACCAGCAGAAGGAAAUUAUAGAAACUAAAGUAGUAAAAGAGGAGAAGGCCGAUGAUAGCAACCCUAAUGAGGAAUCAAAGAAAAUGAAUAAAAAAUCAGAGGAGCCCAAGAGUCCACCCAAAACCACAGUGCGAUGCCUGGAAGCUGAAGUUUAG
Molecule: messenger RNA, 987 nt
Organism: Rangifer tarandus platyrhynchus (Svalbard reindeer)
Lineage: Eukaryota; Metazoa; Chordata; Mammalia; Artiodactyla; Cervidae
Source: the annotation of a GenBank genome assembly